CUUCCUUCUUUCCUUUCUUCCACUGAUACCAUCUCUCCCAGCAUCAUAUCAUGGCACUCCUCCGUCCCCCGACUAGGGCUCUACGCUCCCUCACCCGAUCAGGCGUCCCCCUCUCCACGACGAUCCCGCCCGCUCGUCUCCCCACAAUUGCUCGAUCUCGCAGCAUCUCCAUUCGCUCCUCAUUGCGACAAGCCUCUCCAGCUCCCGCUUCUGAGCAACAUGCUCACGCACACGCUCAGCCUCCCCCUCCUACCUCAUCCUCAUCCUCCCACGCCUCCACCUCGUCCUCCUCGUCCCUGCCAAGCAUCACCUCAACCGACACGCAGGUUCGCAUCACCUGGAUCAGCGGCAUAGAGUCACGCUACCACCACGUCUGGCUCAGGGAUCACUGUCGCUGCCCUUCUUGCUACCAUCCCAAGACGAAGCAGCGCUUGUUGGACACCUUUGCUAUCCCUCCUACCGUGCAGCCGGAGAGGGUAGAGGCCACGACGGAGGGGUUGGAGGUCGUUUGGCCGUUGAGCGCAGAGGGAGGGGAGGGAUCGGGGCCGGGUGAAGUGGCAGGGACAGGAGCAGGGACAGGAGCAGGGCAGCACGUCUCUCUUUUUCCGUGGAAAUGGCUCCGCACUCAUUCCUACGCCCCUGUCCUCUCCCCCAGCACCACACCCUACGAGCGGGAAGACCUAGCGGGAAGUGACAAGACUCUCUGGGGCUCAGGUAUAGCUGCUCAUCCUCCCACCGUGCAGUACGAAGAGGUCAUGUCCUCGGAUCGUGGCGUUUGGAAAUGGGUCGAAAAGAUAUCGCAAUACGGCUUCUCCUUUGUUGACGGGGUCCCCGCAACACCGGAAGCAACCGAAGAACUCAUAAAACGAAUCGCCUUCAUCCGUGAAACGCACUAUGGUGGUUUUUGGGAUUUCACCUCCGACCUCUCCCACGGAGAUACGGCAUACACCGAUCUAGCCUUGGGAGCGCAUACGGAUACGACGUAUUUCACCGAUCCGGCUGGACUGCAGAUGUUCCACCUCCUCAGCCACGAGCCCUCUAGUCAAGGUGUCCAACCAAGUGGCGGAGCCUCACUCCUCGUCGACGGGUUCCUGGCUGCAAAAGUGCUGAGAGACGUCCACCCGCAGGCGUACGAGACGCUCAGUGCUGUGAGGAUCAGCACGCAUUCUGCGGGGGAUGAGGCUACACUUGUUCGUCCCCUCUUGACGGCUGGGUACCCCAUUUUGAACCAUGAUCCCAGAACGGGGAAGCUCGUCCUUGUCCGGUAUAAUAAUGACGAUCGUUCCACGCUGCAUCUGGAGGAAGGGGAAGUAGAGCCAUUCUACGAUGCGCUGCGGAAGUGGCAGGAGAUCAUUACCAGUAAAGAGGGGGAGUACUGGGAACAACUCACGCCGGGACGGGCGUUGAUUUUCGAUAACCAUAGGGUGUUGCAUGGCAGGUCAGCCUUUGUUGGGGAGAGGCGAUUGUGUGGGGCUUAUGUGAAUCACGAUGAUUAUAGGAGUAGGUUGGCGGUGUUGAGGCAGAAGUAUGGGAAGGGUGGGGUGCGAGGUGGAGACGGAGGAGGAGCAGGAGAGGGGAGAGGGGUGUGGGAUGAUGCCUUGUAGCGUCGUAAUGCGAAGGCGCACGUACUACACGCUCGCGGAUCGAGUGAGUGAGCGAGCGAUGCGAGACUGAGCGCGAUACGGUUGAGAGCGUGCGAGGACGGACGAGCUGCUGGUCAACGCAGGGAGGGAAAGUGAUUCGAUAUUUCGCAAAAAGGGUUGGGGUCGUGAAUCGGUGUAAGGGAAGA
Jaminaea rosea is the source of this 1789-nucleotide messenger RNA. Its product is annotated as Trimethyllysine dioxygenase. The transcript has a single exon. Gene Ontology annotation, molecular function: iron ion binding; trimethyllysine dioxygenase activity. Bases 51 to 1604 code for a protein of 517 amino acids. The record is from RefSeq and is a predicted model, not a curated record. NCBI's taxonomy places the organism in Eukaryota, Fungi, Basidiomycota, Exobasidiomycetes, Microstromatales. Gene Ontology annotation, biological process: carnitine biosynthetic process. Gene Ontology annotation, cellular component: mitochondrion.